CGCCCCGCCCGGUGGCCCCGCCCCGCCGGUCUCGCCGUCUGUGAUCGCUGUCACCGCCGCCACCAACCCUGAGCGCCGUGGGCCGCCGAGGAAAUGGUGGGGCUCUGGCUGGGGCUGGUCGGACAGAAGCUGCUGCUCUGGGGCGCAGCGAGCGCCGUGUCCCUCGCCGGGGCCACUCUGAUCCUGAACAUCCUGCAAAUGGUGGCGAGUUACGCACGGAAAUGGCAUCAGAUGAGGCCCAUCCCGACCAUCGCCCGUGCCUACCCCUUAGUGGGACACGCGCUGAUGAUGAAGCCGGACGGGAGAGAAUUUUUUCAGCAGUUAAUUGAAUAUACAGAAGAAUACCGACACAUGCCACUACUAAAACUUUGGCUUGGACCAGUGCCCAUGGUGGCCCUUUAUAAUGCAGAAAAUGUGGAGGCAAUUUUAACUUGCUCAAAGCAAAUCGACAAAUCCUCCGUGUACAAGUUCCUAGAACCAUGGCUUGGCCUAGGACUUCUUACAAGUACUGGAAACAAAUGGCGCUCCAGGAGGAAAAUGUUAACACCCAGUUUCCAUUUUACAAUUCUGGAAGAUUUCCUCGAUGUCAUGAAUGAACAAGCAAAUAUAUUGGUUAAGAAGCUUGAAAAACAUGUUAACCAAGAAGCAUUUAACUGCUUUUUUUAUGUCACUCUUUGUGCCUUAGAUAUAAUCUGUGAAACGGCAAUGGGGAAGAAUAUUGGUGCUCAAAGUAAUGGUGAUUCCGAAUAUGUCCGGGCAGUUUAUCGAAUGAGUGAUAUGGUGCAUCGAAGAAUGAAGAUGCCCUGGCUCUGGCUUGACCUUUGGUAUCAUAUGUUUAAAGAAGGACGGGAACACAAAAGGGGACUUAAAAUCCUACAUACUUUUACCAACAAUGUCAUUGCUGAACGGGCCAAGGAAAUGAAGGCAGAGAAAGGAAGCAGAGGUGAUGACGGGGGGUCUGUCCCCUCCAAAAACAAGCGCAGAGCUUUCCUCGACUUGCUUUUAAACGUAACUGAUGAUGAAGGAAACAAAUUAAGUCACGAAGAUAUCCGGGAAGAAGUUGACACCUUCAUGUUUGAGGGCCACGAUACAACUGCAGCUGCAAUAAACUGGUCUUUAUACCUAUUGGGUUCUUACCCAGAAGUCCAGAAAAAGGUGGACAGUGAGCUGGAUGAAGUGUUUGGGCAGUCUGAUCGUCCUGCUAACUUUGAAGACUUGAAGAAACUUAAAUACCUGGAAUGUGUUAUCAAGGAGACCCUUCGCCUUUUUCCGUCUGUUCCUUUAUUUGCCCGAACGCUCAAUGAAGAUUGUGAGAUGGGUGGUUACAGGAUUGUGAAAGGCACCGAAGCCGUCAUCAUCCCCUAUGCAUUACACAGAGAUCCAAGGUACUUCCCAAAUCCUGAGGAAUUCCAACCGGAACGAUUCUUCCCCGAGAAUGUGCAAGGACGUCACCCCUACUCAUACGUGCCCUUUUCUGCCGGACCCAGAAACUGUAUAGUUCUGGAGGCUAGAAGUCCAAGAUCAAGGUGUCUGCUGAUUUGGUUUCUUCUGGUGCCUCGCCUUGGCUUGCAUAUGGCCAACUUCUCCUGUGUCUUCACUUGGUCUUUCCCUGUGUGGGUCUGUGCCCUAGUCUCUUCUCUAGGCAUAUUGUACUAGGACCUACCCAAAUGACCUCUUUAACCUUAAUGAUUUCAACCCUAAUGACCUCUUUAAAGACCCUGUCUCCAAAUCCAGUCACCUUCUAAAGUGGGAGUCAGGAUUUCAACAUAUGAAUUGUAGGAGGGAUUCAGCCCAGCCAAUAACAAAGCAUAAUCAGUGUCAUGCUAAAGUUUAAAAAUGCACAUUGUGGAUGAAAGUAGAAUAAAAUUUUUGUGAUAGAAAACUUAUUUAUAUGAUCAGUUAUAGUUAACCCAAUUUUCUCUGUGUGUGACUUUGAAGAAUUGUGUUUUGCAAAGCAAGCACAAAGAAUGCUGACCAUAUAGGCAGCGACGUCCUUAAGCAAAGUGAGUGCACAUUGCCAUGCAUCAUGAACACUUCGGACUUCAGUGGCACUAGCGUUUUAUCAUUUGGGUAAAUAUAGACAUUAGCGAAAUGAGACCAGAAUCAAAUGGAUGAAUCGGAAGCAUAUUUGAUGACUUUACAGUAAGUUAAAUUGAAGACCCAAUAAGAUAGAGUGUAGAGCAGAGAUUCUCAAGCUUGAAUGAGCCCAAGAUUCAUCUGGGACACUGCUAAAAUGCAGAUUUCUUGACCCAUCCUGAUACACUGGGUUGAACA
Messenger RNA from Tupaia belangeri chinensis (Chinese tree shrew), 2274 nucleotides. It is a transcript of the gene CYP4V2, whose product is annotated as cytochrome P450 family 4 subfamily V member 2. Lineage: Eukaryota; Metazoa; Chordata; Mammalia; Scandentia; Tupaiidae. The record is from RefSeq and is a predicted model, not a curated record. The coding region runs from base 94 to 1656 and encodes 520 amino acids. Gene Ontology annotation, molecular function: monooxygenase activity; oxidoreductase activity, acting on paired donors, with incorporation or reduction of molecular oxygen; heme binding. The transcript has 11 exons.